Parnassius mnemosyne (clouded apollo) is the source of this 1071-nucleotide messenger RNA. NCBI's taxonomy places the organism in Eukaryota, Metazoa, Arthropoda, Insecta, Lepidoptera, Papilionidae. The record is from the annotation of a GenBank genome assembly.
AUGAUAUUUGAUGUUUAUAAUUAUUUAUUAAAAGAAAAUAAUAUAACUGAUUCUCUGAAUAAAACUGCGGAAGCUACGAAAAAGUCUGUAUCCACAGUUAAAAGGAUUGUUAAAGAAAGUAAAAGUUCAGAGUUUAUAGUUACUUUUAGGACCCCUGGUUCUGAAAAAAGUCUUCGUCGCAUUAUUAAGGAACUUAGAUUUAAAUGGAAAGCCACCGAGAAUAAUAGGAAAGUUUUAAUAGAAACAUCAGCCAUCAGAUUGUUAAGAAUAAAUUACUUAGAAAAAUUAAGACAGUAUCAACAACAAAACAGACCAAUUGUAUACACAGAUGAGUCAUAUGUUCAUGCUACUCACACCACACCGAAAGGUUGGACAGAUGGGUCAAGUAAAGGAAUAAAAAAACCCUUAUCAAAAGGGCAACGUGUUGUGAUAGUACAUGCCGGAUCGGAGACUGGUUUUGUGCCUAACGCCUUGUUAACGUUCAAGUCAGGUAUGAAGUCCGGGGACUAUCACGAUGAUAUGAAUUUUCAGAAUUAUGAGAAGUGGAUUCGAACUCAAUUGAUACCGAAUCUUCCCCCAAAUUCAAUUAUAGUUGCAGACAAUGCAUCAUACCGUAAUAAGGAAUAUGACUUAGCACCAAACGCGAAUUCAAGGAAAGCUGAUAUGCAGGCUUGGCUUUCAGCAAAAGGAAUAACAUUUACGUCUGAAAUGUUGAAGCCUCAAGUAUACCAAUUAAUAAAAAAUAACAAAGAUCGCUUCAAAACAUUUAGUAUAGACAAGAUUUUUAAAGAACAUGGUCAUGACGUACUUCGCCUGCCUCCUUACCACCCAAAUCUGAACCCUAUAGAAAUGGCAUGGGCAGCUAUAAAGGGUUAUGUAAGUAGCAAAGAUGUACGAUGGAAUGUGCCCCGUGUUAUAGAGUUAGUGGAACGGAAAGAUUCUGACAGCAGUGAUUCUGAAUUGGAUUCCUCAACUGACAUAGAAGAUGAAAUCGUAACUCCUGGCCCAAGUUCUGGUAUACCACUAGGAAAUCAUAUAGAAGGUGUCAUGCCAAUGAGUGAAAGUGAUUAA